Molecule: messenger RNA, 1699 nt
Organism: Dermacentor silvarum
Lineage: Eukaryota; Metazoa; Arthropoda; Arachnida; Ixodida; Ixodidae
Product: bleomycin hydrolase-like
Exons: 11
Coding region: 300-1658 (452 amino acids)
Biological process (GO): L-homocysteine catabolic process; proteolysis; response to toxic substance
Cellular component (GO): cytoplasm
Molecular function (GO): cysteine-type aminopeptidase activity
Source: RefSeq, a predicted model, not a curated record
GGGGGUAGCAGGGUGGCAUCGGAGAACUUCCGUGUGGCAGGGGGAAAGUGCAUUUUCAUCCGCGCAUAGGGAGCGCUGUGGAUAGCGGCGGCUCCGUGCCAUAUCGCACGGCAUCGGAUUCGACAUUUCCGGCACUCUCUGUAGCGGCUGGUCGCGCUUCGCUCCUUUCUUUUCUCCAGUACACACUUGGCAUCUCCGCUGUGGUCACCGCUCGUUCGUUAAAGAGGGAACGUUUACUUUAUUUCGCUUCACAAGUUUCCCCGAUAUCGAAGGACUGCUGCUGCUGCUUCGUUCUUUCCAUGAUGGCACUAGCUUUGCGCAGAGAAAUUCUCGAAAAGUUCCAGAAGGAAUUUGAGAAGGAACCCAGGAACCGGCUUGCACAAAAUGUCUGCACCAAGGUUGACAUCAAAGACCUGUGCCAGAAACGUACGGCUCACCUGAAUCAUGUGGUGUCGCACAAGGUGGAUGUCGAAGGGAGACCACCCUCGAACCAGAAGGUGACCGGGCGAUGCUGGCUGUUUGCCUGCCUGAAUGCGAUUCGGGUGCCACUCAUGAGGCACUUCCAAUUGGAUGAGCUUGAACUCAGCGCUGCAUACCUGUUCUUCUGGGACAAGGUGGAGCGCAGCAAUUACUUCCUCAACAACGUGGUCGAAAUGUGGCGACGGGGAGAGACCGUCGAGGGCCGUCUGUUCAGUUUCCUCCUCCACGAACCCCUAGAAGACGGCGGCCAGUGGCACAUGGUGCACAACCUUGUGGCCAAGCACGGACUCGUGCCCAAACAGUGCUAUCCGGAGUCGGUCACCUCUGAGUCAUCACGCCGCUUCAACCAGAUCCUCACCAGCAAGCUGCGAGAAUUUGCCCGGGACUUGUACACCCUGUUGGCGAAAGGCUGCUCUGAUGCCGACGUCCAGUCCACCAUAGAGCAGAUGAUGGAAACUGUGUACCAGAUUGCGUCGAUCUGUCUCGGAACGCCCCCGGCCACUUUCACCUGGGAGUACUACGACAAAAACAAGGCCUACAACCGGCUGGGCCCCAUCACUCCGCUAGAGUUUUACGAGAAGCAUGUGAAGCCACUCUUCAACUUCGACGACAAGGUGUGCCUGGUGAGUGACAGCCGGCCCUCUAAUCCCUUCGGAGAGACCUACACAGUGGACUGCCUCGGCAAUGUCGUUGGCGGCAUUCCGACAGUCUACAACAACCAGCCCAUUGAAGUUCUUAUGCAGUCAGUCGUUGACUCGGUCAAGGCCAAUGAGCCCGUGUGGUUUGGCUGUGAAGUUGUCAAGAGGUGCGAGUUGAAGCGAGGAAUCUUCGACACAGACUUUUUUGACUAUGAAGCACUUUUUGGGACCACCUUCACAUUAGGGAUGUCGAAAGCAGACCGCCUCAUCUACGGCGAAUCCUGCAUGGGCCAUGCCAUGCUCUUUACUGGAGUGUCCCUCGAUUCUGAUGGCAAGCCAGUGAAGUUCCGUGUGGAAAACUCCUGGGGUGAUGACACGGGAGAGAAAGGUUUCUUCACGAUGACCCGGGACUGGUUCAAGGAGUUUUUGUUCGAGGUGGUUGUGGACAAGAAGUACCUGCCUGCAGAUGUGAUAGCUGCAAACUCGAAGGAGCCCAAGGUGCUGCCCGCUUGGGAUCCCAUGGGUGCUCUUGCUCACUAAUGUCUUCACCACUUUGUGUUCAGAAACGUAAUAAAUGAAGG